Molecule: messenger RNA, 931 nt
Organism: Culex quinquefasciatus (southern house mosquito)
Lineage: Eukaryota; Metazoa; Arthropoda; Insecta; Diptera; Culicidae
Exons: 1
Coding region: 154-855 (233 amino acids)
Source: RefSeq, a predicted model, not a curated record
UUGACUUAUCGCCAUUCUGCUAUUGCUCGUCUGAUUUAAAAGUUGUCCAAAUCAUGAAUAUUUUCACAGUUAGUCAAAAAGAGCUCCAGCAAUCUACUCGGGGUACCUAAAAGUAGUGAGUUAGUUUUAAACAGUUAAUCGAUUAUAAUCAAAAUGGCUAGCAAAAUGCCAAAUGAUGACAGUACUACAUCAAAGGAAAAUGACCCCUUGAAAUCGAAGCGCAUCGGAAAACGAACUGCAGUACCAAAAGAGCCGGACCCAUCCUCCGAGCAAAACGAAUUGUUGAACAGCCCAGAGCACGUUGGCGCUCAUCUGGAUGACCGAUUUACGCGAUUUAUCCGUUUGGGAGGACAAAUCCACUAUAUCUCUAAGAAAACGCGAGUGCCCCGGAACGCGAUCGUACGUGCCGGACCAAGCCAGUUCCAAGAUCAGACCAGCGGCCAGGGCAGCGAAUUUCACGCGGCUCACAUAAUACGGGUCGGGGAUAUCAGUGCGGAAAUUGGCGAAUCGUACUGUACUUUUCUGAAGAAAUUCGCAGGGCACACGCAGAUAGUGCCAAGAUACGCAAAUCUAGGCAUUGGUCAAGAUAUCGACAAAAUUCAGUCACAAUAUCUGCCCAAACUGUUGGAGGUUGACUUUGACGAACUAAGUGAGCAAGACGAUGCCAUUAUAGAAGAGAUUAGAGAUGCAUACUUAAGUGCACUUUCGAAACGAAUCAACAGGGAAGAGCCUGAAUCGAACACGUCGAUUGCGUUGAGUCUAGCUUAUGAAAAGAUACGUGCCUGGAGUGUUGAUGAUCUGUACGAAAAGGUAGCAAGAAAUGUUGCAAGAAUCCGUGAAAAGUGUGAACAGUAGUUGGAUAAUGUAUAUUGUCUUUAACCACGUUUCGAAAUAACUCGUUUUUUUUUUAUUAUUUAAGCUAAUUUACUAU